Messenger RNA from Triplophysa rosa, 2596 nucleotides. RefSeq names its product ribophorin II (gene rpn2). The record is from RefSeq and is a predicted model, not a curated record. Gene Ontology annotation, cellular component: oligosaccharyltransferase complex; membrane. The transcript has 18 exons. Bases 94 to 2022 code for a protein of 642 amino acids. Lineage: Eukaryota; Metazoa; Chordata; Actinopteri; Cypriniformes; Nemacheilidae. Gene Ontology annotation, biological process: protein N-linked glycosylation.
GUGAAGGAAACGUUCACCUCACAGCGCUGAAAUAGGUUUCAUCCACGUGUCCCGGAAGUUCUCUGGUCUUUUGGUGACGCUGCAUUAGGCGACAUGGCUCAGCUCAGUUACUUCGGCCUCUUGAUCCUGUCUCUGGUUCUUGGGACCCAGACUCUUACCCCGACCCAUCACCUGACCGCCAGUGAUGUGGCCAGACUGCAGGCUGCGCUGAGCCAGCCCUUCACUGACCUCGAAUCUGUUUAUUACUCUGUUGUUGGACUGAGCAAGUUAGGAAUCUUUGUUGCUGAUGCAGAUGAGACAUGCAAGUUUAUCAAGUCCAAUCUGGACGCCUCCAGCGUUGAGUCUCUGUUUUAUGCAGCGGAAGCCAGUCAAGUUCUGUCUGGAUGCGAGAUCCCGGUGUUGAACGAGACGCGUGAUUUGCUGUUGGCUGCCGUGAGCGAAGACUCCACAGCGUCUCAGAUCCAUCAGUCUGUGAGCGCUCUCAGCUCUCUUGGACUGCCUCUGGCCUCACAGGAAGUGGUCAGUGCCCUGAAAGCUCGCAUCUCCAAAGAGGACAACGUCUUGGCAAUCAUUCUGGCUCUGCAGACCGCGUCUCGUCUCUCUCAGCAAGCUGAACUUGGGGAUAUCCUGGAGGAGAUUGAGGAUCUAGCUGCGCGUUUGGAUGAUCUGGGUGGAGUGUAUCUUCAGUUUGAGGAGGGUGUGGAGGCCACAGCGCUGUUUGUGUCCUCUGCUUAUGCUCUGUCUGAUCAUGUGGACAUGGAGCCUCCACUGAAAGAGGAUCAGGUAAUCCAGCUGGUGAACUCCAUCUUCAGUAAAAAGUCAUGGGACUCUCUGUCGGAGGCGUUCAGCGUGGCCAGUGCGGCUGCGGCGCUUUCCAACAAUCGUUUCCAAGUGCCUGUUAUUGUCAGCGCUCGGGGCCCUGCUGCAGUUUCCCACAGUCAGCCCCUCCUUCAGCUUCAUGUGACGGAUGUUCUGUGUCAGCCGCUCACUUCAGCCACUGUUCUGGUGGAGUCUGCCACUGCUGUGUCCUCAAAAUCUGCCAUCCUGAGCCAGGCACCCUUCAGCCUUAAAGAUGGAGUGUUUGAGCUGAAUUUCAUGGGCAGCAAGCCAGCAAGUGGCUAUUAUCAGUUUUCUGUUGCCGUCACUGGCGACAGCCGAUUUGUCGCCAACCACGUUGAGCUCAAAGUGAAAGUCUCUACCAGGGUUGCCAUCAACAACAUGGACUUGUCUGUGGUAGAUAAGGACCAGAGCAUCGGCCCCAAAACCAGCAGAGUGGAAUAUCCAAGUAAAGCCAAGGCAUCCUUUAUGGCCGACAGCCAUCAGAACUUUGCCAUGACGUUCCAGUUAAUCGAUGAGACCACAGGAGUGGAACUCACCCCUCACCAGACUUUUGUGAGGUUACACAACCAGAAGACAGGUCAGGAGGUGGUGUUUGUGGCCGAGCCCGACAGCAAAAACGUGUACAAGUUUGAGCUGGACACGGCCGUGACUAAGACCGAGUUUGACUCCAUCUCAGGCACCUACGCUCUCUACCUGAUGGUGGGAGAUGCUACGUUGGAGAACCCCAUCUUAUGGCAUGUGGCUGAUGUGGUGCUCAAGUUUCUGGAGGAAGAGGCACCUUCAACAAUUCAGACCAAAAAUGUAUAUACACCCAAACCAGAAAUCCAGCAUCUGUUCCGGGAGCCAGAGAAGAAACCACCCACCGUCGUGUCCAACGCAUUCACCGCCCUGGUUCUCUCUCCAUUCCUUCUCCUGCUCAUACUGUGGUUUAAACUGGGAGCCAAUAUCUCAAACUUUACCCUGUCGCCCAGCACAAUUCUCUUCCAUAUAGGCCAUGCAGCUAUCUUGGGUCUGAUGUAUGUGUACUGGACUCACCUAAACAUGUUCCAGACUCUGAAGUAUCUGGCUAUCAUUGGCAGCCUCACAUUCCUGGCUGGGAACCGUAUGCUGGCACAAAAAGCUGUGAAAAGGAUUGCUGCCGAACAAAGUAGUAGGUUGGCAAAGUAUAGAAGUCUGCGGUAAAUGCCAGUAUGUUUUUAAAAAGAAAGGCUGGUCUUCCAGGCUAAAACUCGAAGGAAAAUAAUGAUGGAGGAAUCAUCUGAAGAAGACCAUGGAUGCUUCAUAUUCGUGUCUUUAAGAAAUUGGGGAAGUAUUGGUGGAGGUUAAAACGUGAAACAAGACUCUUCUGAAUGAGUUUCAAAAACACAGCUUGACGUCAACUGAUUUAUUUAGGAACAUGCUGUUUUAUUUUUCCAAUCUGUUUAUUAGAAAACUGAAUGCACUGUAAGAAAUUUGCUACAUUGGGGGAUAUAAUGAAUGUUGCUUGUACAGUAACUUGUGUUUGAUGGUCUGUGGUGUUCAUCCACUGUUUUGGGGUGGGGGUAUUUUUAAUGCAAAUUCCUGUCCCCUCAUUUUUUUUGUAAUGAAUAAGCAUGUUCCUGUUGGAGUUUUUUUUCACCUUUUUUAUCACGAUGUCCAGACAAGGAUGUCUAUUUGUCAUCACAUGAACAGGAUUUGGAAUCAUUCUCCCAGUCAUCACAACACAGAUGGCUAAUUCAAUGUUUUUUAAUGAAAGAAAUAAAACAAGGAAACACGG